Messenger RNA from Castor canadensis (American beaver), 804 nucleotides. RefSeq names its product transmembrane protein 216 (gene Tmem216). Lineage: Eukaryota; Metazoa; Chordata; Mammalia; Rodentia; Castoridae. Gene Ontology annotation, cellular component: ciliary transition zone. The record is from RefSeq and is a predicted model, not a curated record. Gene Ontology annotation, biological process: non-motile cilium assembly.
GCGUACGCAGUUUCCAUGGGGACUGAAGAUGGCGCCGCGAGGCAAACGAUUGUCUUCAACCCCUCUGGAAGUCCUGUUCUUUCUCAAUGGGUGGUAUUACGCUACCUAUUUCCUGUUGGAACUCUUUAUAUUCCUGUAUAAAGGUCUCCUGCUGCCAUACCCAACAGCCAACCUAGUCCUGGAUAUGGUGAUGCUCCUCCUUUAUCUUGGAAUUGAAGUAGUUCGACUGUUUUUUGGUACAAAGGGAAACCUCUGCCAGCGAAAGAUGCCACUUGGCAUCAGUGUGGCCUUGACCUUCCCAUCUGCCAUGCUGGCCUCCUAUUACCUGCUGCUGCAGACCUACGUGCUCCGCCUGGAAGCCAUCGUGAACGGCAUCUUGCUUUUCUUCUGUGGCUCAGAGCUGCUGCUUGAGGUGCUCACCCUGGCUGCUUUCUCCAGUAUGGACAGGAUUUGAAGUACAAAAAUUUCAACCUGCAGCCCAUUCGGCUGACACCACACAUAUUUCUGGUGUUUUAGCUAUACCCAUGAGAAGUGGUGGGUGAAGUUGACCUGGGAAAGGUUGUGCAGCUUUGCCUCAGCACAGACAUUUGGGCAGUCAGCCUGCCUAAGGCCAGUGGGCAUUAUCUUCUAGACCUGAGCAUCAGCCUGAGACACUCUUCACUCCAGUACAGGGAGGGGAAAGGCUAUUCCCAUCCUGGCCCUUCUCAGAACAGUUUCCUGCUGACCUCAAGUUCUUGAUCAUCAUGGCCAGAACAUCUUGUGUGGACCAUCUCGGCUCCUUGGGCUUCCAGAAGGACCUGAGCC